Molecule: messenger RNA, 1271 nt
Organism: Anopheles cruzii
Lineage: Eukaryota; Metazoa; Arthropoda; Insecta; Diptera; Culicidae
Product: SAGA-associated factor 29-like
Exons: 2
Coding region: 85-951 (288 amino acids)
Biological process (GO): proteolysis
Cellular component (GO): SAGA complex
Molecular function (GO): serine-type endopeptidase activity
Source: RefSeq, a predicted model, not a curated record
AAACCAUCAGUGUAAACAACUACAUUGUGAGCUAAGCAAAACAAAUUUCCGUUUCUGGAUCCAUUACAUUCAUCGAGUUAAAUUAUGCCUCUAACCGCGGAGCAAGCAAUGCUACAGGUGCAGGACCGUCUAAAAUCACUCAAGACUCUAGUUUGUGAAAUCGAAACUGAACGCAAACGCAUUGAACCGAACAUCAAUAAUAUGGUGCGCUUAUCAAAGAUUGCCAGUGAUGAUAAAUCUCCUGCCCUGAACCAUAAGCUUAAAACAAUCUACAAAAUCGGUUUACAAGAUGCGAUACAGGAAGAAGCUCUUAUACGUCAAGCUUUGGCAAAAAUUCAGGACAUUCGUAACAUACGCAAUGAGCGACGGAUACAAGCGCGCAACGCUGGAAACAAGGAAACCAUCCGGCGAGGCGCAUUGAUGAAAAUGCUGCUAAUAUCGGCCCAAACAUUGCCUCUGUUCGUUAGCAAACCCGGCGAAAAGGUUCCACCACUGUGCGGUUCUAUCCCUGCCGACAAUAGCUACAUAGCCAAACCGGGCGACAUGGUGGCGGCGCUGGUCAAGAGCGAGGAGGGAGAAGAAAAUUGGAUUCUCGCCGAGGUGGUACUGUACGUGUCCUCAACCAGUAAGUACGAAGUGGACGAUAUAGACGAAGAGCAGAAAGACCGCCACGUUCUGAGCCGACGACGGAUCGUGCCACUUCCGCUUAUGCGUGCCAAUCCCGAAACGGAUGGCCAGGCACUGUUUCCGAAAGGAACCACCGUGAUGGCGCUCUAUCCCCAGACGACUUGUUUUUAUAAAGCCAUUAUAAAUCAACUUCCACAAACGGCCAACGAAGAGUACGAGGUGCUGUUCGAAGAUCCUUCCUACCCGGACGGGUACUCGCCGCCACUGUUCGUCGCUCAGCGCUACGUGAUUGCGAUAAAGCAGAACAAAAAAACCACCUCUUGACAGCCUCAAGGACAGUCCCAAACGCAUAUCUCCAAUGCUAUGACCAGUGCCGGGGUCAGUGGUGGUUCUUUUCCAACAGCGGGAUGCGUUGCGGGAGUAACCGGCAGCACCCUUCCUUUCCACACUUCCGUGCAUACGAAGGAAGAGCCAAUAGUAGAAGGCUUUUAUGCCGACCAACAAUAUUAAUUGCUCAUUGCAAAAGCAUUCACAACAAACACGAAGGGGUUUGUUUUAUAAUAAAGCGAAUCUGGUUGCGGCGACACACUCUCUUGAAUCCACAAACAUUACAAAAUCCUCUUCGGUAGUUAAAUACGUUAAGG